CAUAUAUGCAUGAAUAUAUUAAGCUUUCCACUUCUCCUUUCUUUGUUGCUAGCUCUCAACAGUUGCAGCAGGCAUGGAGAUGGGAAGAGAUCUUAAGUUGGACUCUGCUGGAAUAUUGGGGAAAUUUAGGAGAAGUUUUGAGAAGAAAUCGGAAUCACCAAGUCUUGGAAAAGUGAUUCAAAAAACGCACUCAUUAGGUUCCCAACUGUUAGACAAUUUUGAUGAAGGACUUACUAACAGGGGUCCUAUUAAUGUUGGGUAUGAGAUGAAAUCAGCUUCGAUUCUCAGCAAGGCUUCCAGCAGUAAUGGGUUGAGACGUUAUUCUUUUUCUCUUGCUGCAGGAGAAAUCUCAGAUCAUAUUGCAUUGAGAGUGCAGAGCCAGAGUCCAAAACGGAAAGACAAUAUUUCAACAGCUCGAUCUACAGCAACAGAAGAAGAUACAAAUGAAGGGAGAAUAAUACAUACAGAACCUACCUUGCCGAUUUAUCUCAAGUUCCAAGAUGUCAAGUAUAAGGUAGAUGUCAAGUAUAAGGUAGCUGCAAAGGGUGUGAAGAGCUCAAAUGCAAACUGUAUACUGCAAGGGGUCACUGGAUCAGUGCAUCCAGGGGAGAUUCUUGCUCUAAUGGGACCAUCAGGAGGGGGCAAAACAACUUUGCUUAAUCUCCUCAGUGGACGGGCCAAACUCAACAGCGGUACCAUUACUUACAAUGACCAACCGUACACCAAGUCUCUAAAACAAAGGAUUGGCUAUGUAAUGCAAGAUGAUCUUCUGUUUCCUCACCUCACAGUCAAAGAAACUCUUACUUAUGCUGCUCUGCUCCGUCUUCCCAUUACCUUAACCAAAAACCAGAAAAAAGAAAGGGCCAUGCAUGUGAUCAAUGUGCUAGGCCUGGAAAGGUGUCAAGAUACAAUAAUUGGUGGAACAUUUGUUAGAGGAGUUUCUGGUGGUGAGAGAAAAAGAGUGUGCAUUGGCAACGAAAUUCUGCUCAACCCGUCACUUCUGUUUUUAGACGAACCAACAUCUGGUCUUGAUUCAACCGCUGCAUUUCGAAUACUGCAGAUGCUGCACAUAAUUGCAGAGGUACUGGUAUUGGCUGGCAAAACAGUGGUGACUACAAUACAUCAACCAUCAAGUAGAAUCUUUAGCAAGUUUGACAAACUUAUACUCUUGGGUAGAGGAAGCUCCUUGUACUUCGGAAAAGCCUCCGAAGCAAUGAUGUACUUCUCCUCCAUUGGUUAUGCUCCACUUAUAGCUAUGAAUCCAGCUGAGUUUCUCAUUGAUCUUGCGAAUGGCAACACAAAUGAUAAAUCAUUUCCAACUGAAUUGGAGGAUAGAAGGCCUUCUGCAGUUGAUGUCCACGAGCACUGUGCACAACCUUAUUUGAUGCAGUUUCUAGUUGAAGCCAAUCAAGACAGACUCACAAAAAUGGAGAACAAAAAGUCCCUAAACUCUGUAAUGAUGCAUCAUGGUGAGAACCAGAUGCAGGGGAAGUCUUAUUUAAAGGAAUCAAAGGCAACUUGGUGCGAACAGUUUUCAAUUCUUUUCCGGAGGGGACUCAAGGAGAGACGCCAUGAAUACUUGAGCAGUAUGCGUGUACUUCAAGUUAUAUCGACUGCUAUAAUUGUAGGACUCCUCUGGUGGCACUCCAAUGCUUCAACCCCAAAACACCUUCACGAUCAGGCAGGGAUAUUGUUCUUCAUUUCAGUAUUCUGGGCUUUUUUCCCUCUAUUCACUGCAAUUUUCACAUUUCCACAAGAAAGAGCAAUACUAGUUAAAGAGAGAUCAGUGGAGAUGUACAAACUGAGCUCUUACUUUUUGGCUAGAAACAUUAGUGAUCUUCCUCUGGAUCUCCUGCUUCCUAUAGUGUUCCUGUUGAUAGUUUAUAUGAUGGUGGGAUUGAAGUGGACUUUUGCUGCAUUUUUUGAAACAAUGUUUACAAUUUUCCUCAGCAUUGUAGCCGCUCAGGGCCUGGGACUGAGCAUAGGCGCAGCAUUUAUUGAUUUGAAGAAGGCAACAACUCUUGCUUCCAUCAUUGUUAUGACCUUCAUGUUGACUGGUGGAUUUUUUAUCCAGAAAGUUCCAUCAGUUAUUUCGUGGGUGCGCUAUAUCUCGUUCAACUAUCACACGUACAGGCUACUGCUGAAAAUUCAGUAUGGUUGUUCCGGCUCAGAUUCAGGCUCAGGCACAGCAGGGUACGAAUCUUGUGAGUCUCCGUUCAUCAAAGAACUAAGACUUGAUUCAGGUGGCAUGGAAGUGGGAGCUAUGAUGAUAAUGAUCAUUGGGUACCGAUUACUGGCCUAUUUAUUACUCAAGAAAAUGAAGCUCCGGACAAUGAUUUAGUUAGUCAUAUAUAACCACUUGAUUACAGAGGGGGAAAGCCUUUCUUAGUGUAUUGUUUUUCCUUUGUCUUUCAUUGGAAUUGAAAUGAAAAUAAAUUUACCCGAACACUGAAAGAGUUCCAAGAUCUCCUAAAGUUUGUAUUCAAUAAGCAUUGAUCCAGUUGCUAUUCAAAAACUAUAUGGCGGUUUGCAUUGAA
Rosa chinensis is the source of this 2537-nucleotide messenger RNA. Its product is annotated as ABC transporter G family member 22. The record is from RefSeq and is a predicted model, not a curated record. The transcript is spliced from 11 exons. Gene Ontology annotation, cellular component: membrane. Lineage: Eukaryota; Viridiplantae; Streptophyta; Magnoliopsida; Rosales; Rosaceae. Gene Ontology annotation, molecular function: ATP hydrolysis activity; ATP binding; ABC-type transporter activity. Bases 74 to 2341 code for a protein of 755 amino acids.